Molecule: messenger RNA, 1359 nt
Organism: Haemorhous mexicanus (house finch)
Lineage: Eukaryota; Metazoa; Chordata; Aves; Passeriformes; Fringillidae
Gene: DLX2
Product: distal-less homeobox 2
Exons: 3
Coding region: 114-941 (275 amino acids)
Biological process (GO): cell differentiation; negative regulation of transcription by RNA polymerase II; embryo development
Molecular function (GO): RNA polymerase II cis-regulatory region sequence-specific DNA binding; DNA-binding transcription factor activity, RNA polymerase II-specific
Source: RefSeq, a predicted model, not a curated record
GCUGCACCGCCCCGGCGGAGCGCGGCGAGCAUGGUGGCGCGGCUCUGACCGCCUGUCCCCGGUGGGGACGGCCGCGGGGCGGCGACCCGUGCCCCGGCGGGCGGGGGCGCGGGAUGACGGGGGUGCUGGAGAGUCUGAUGCCGGACAUGCACACCAGCCAGAUCUCCGCCGGUAGCUACCACCAGCACGGCGGCCUGCACAAGCCGCAGGAGUCUCCCACGCUGCCCGUCUCCACGGCCACCGACAGCAGCUACUACAACAACCAGCAGCACGGGGCAGCGGGCGGGCCGCCCUACGGCCCCGUGAGCUCCUACCCCUACGCGGGCGGCGGCACCGCCCCCUACUCUGCCAAGGCCGCCUACGACGUGGGUUACGGGGGCGCCUACGGCUCCUACGGGCCCUACGGCAGCAGGGCCUCCCCAGCCAACAACGACUCUGCAGAGAAGGAAGACUGCGAGCCGGAGAUCAGGAUCGUGAACGGGAAACCGAAAAAAGUGCGGAAGCCCCGGACCAUCUACUCCAGCUUCCAACUGGCGGCUCUGCAGCGUCGCUUCCAGAAAACCCAGUACCUCGCCUUGCCCGAGAGAGCGGAGCUGGCGGCCUCCCUCGGCCUCACCCAGACGCAGGUAAAGAUCUGGUUUCAGAACCGUCGCUCCAAGUUCAAGAAGAUGUGGAAAAGCGGAGAGAUCCCAGCGGAGCCGCCUCCCCGCCGCAGUUCUUCGCCACCGUCUCCCUCCUCGCCCCCCGCCUGGGACUUCGCUCCGCACCCACGUACCGCAGGCGGAGCCGGCACCGCAAGCCCCAGCCCCGCCGCCGCCUUCCUCGGUAGUUACUCGUGGUACCCGCCAGCCCCCGCCGGCCCGGCGCACCUGCCGGCGGCCGCUCCCCUCCCGCAGCCGGCGCAGCCCCCGCAUCACCACAGCAGCGGCAACAUCUUCUAGGCGCUGUAGUAGAGACUUGAGCCCGCGGGCCACACUCGGCAGCCGCGGGGCACCGACGUGCAGCACUGGUGUUUUGGUGAAGCCGGGCUCCGGCCUCGGCCAUCCCGGCGGAGAGGAACAGCUCCGCUCCCCGUCCCGCCCGGUUGCUGCCGCCGGCGGGGCCCGUGUGCAUUCGGCCCCGUGGGGUCCUUCCUCCCUCCCGCCGUGAAAACAACCACGCUGCGAAACAAGUACUCACCUCCCUCCCUCCUCUCCGUCUAUCUUCCUCCUCUUCCUCGGCAUUUUCAUCAAACCAUCGGUGCAGAACUCUGGUUAACUUUACUUUUUAUUUUUUUAAAGUUGACAGGUGCCUUUGCGGAUAACCUCACUUUGAUGUUGGGGAUUAAAAAAUAAAACGAUUAAAAAAAAAGAUAAAUAA